AUGGCUCAGGCUGAGAGCACAGAGGAAUAUGACUACGAUUACCUCAGCAGCAACAAAACGUGGGUCCUGACUCCCAGAGCCCAGGAAACAGAUGCCACCCACAUUCUCAACUCCCUGCUCCAGAACUACGACAACAAACUGAGGCCAGAUAUUGGCAUCAAGCCCACUUUUAUUGACGUGGACAUCUACGUAAACAGCAUUGGACCUGUCUCUGUGAUCCACAUGGAAUACACCAUUGAUAUCUUCUUUGCCCAAACAUGGUAUGACCGGCGCCUUCGCUUUAACAGCACUCUCAAAGCUCUUACCCUCAACACCAACAUGGUGAGCCGGAUCUGGAUCCCAGACACCUUUUUCAGGAACUCCAAGAGGGCUGACUCCCACUGGAUAACCACCCCCAAUCAGCUCCUCCGGAUCUGGAAUGACGGGAAAGUCCUUUACACACUCAGGUUAACAAUUGAAGCUGAAUGUCUGCUUCAGCUGCAGAAUUUCCCCAUGGACACGCACUCCUGCCCUCUCAUUUUCUCCAGUUAUGGCUAUCCACGAGAUGAAAUAAUCUACCGCUGGAGAAGGUAUUCCAUUGAAGUCUCUGACCAGCGCACCUGGAGGCUGUAUCAGUUUGACUUCACAGGCCUGAGGAACACGUCUGAAGUUCUCAGGACAGGUGCUGGAGAAUACAUGGUCAUGACAGUGUCCUUCGACCUGAGCAGACGAAUGGGCUAUUUUGCUAUCCAGACAUACAUCCCCUGUAUCCUGACUGUUGUUUUGUCCUGGGUCUCUUUCUGGAUCAAGAGGGACUCCACGCCUGCCAGGACAUCUCUGGGUAUCACCACUGUGCUCACCAUGACCACGCUGAGUACCAUCUCUCGCAAGCAUCUACCCAGGGUCUCGUACAUCACAGCCAUGGACUUGUUUGUCUCUGUGUGCUUCAUAUUUGUCUUUGCUGCCCUCAUUGAGUAUGCCACACUCAACUACCUGGUGGGAAACAAGAAACCAGAAGAGCACAACAACAGGAAACCCAGACUGCCAGCCAGUCAUGCCCACAUGGUGCCCUCCUAUACCACCAUCAACAUCAACAGCAUCUUGCACUGGCCUCCAGAGGUAGAAGAUGACGAGAGCGAAGAGCUGGCCUCCCCUUGUGCGGAAGGGAAGGAAUGUCAGAGGUUCUUUUGCUGCAUUGAGGACUGUCAAACAGGGACCUGGCGGGAGGGCCGAAUCCGCAUCCACAUUUCCCGCCUGGACUCCUAUUCCCGGGUUUUCUUUCCCACUGCCUUUCUGCUCUUCAAUAUUGUGUACUGGGUUGCCUAUCUCUAUCUCUAGUUUCUUCAAAUAAAGAUUUUCA
Molecule: messenger RNA, 1339 nt
Organism: Euleptes europaea (tarantolino)
Lineage: Eukaryota; Metazoa; Chordata; Lepidosauria; Squamata; Sphaerodactylidae
Product: gamma-aminobutyric acid receptor subunit gamma-4
Exons: 9
Coding region: 1-1317 (438 amino acids)
Biological process (GO): gamma-aminobutyric acid signaling pathway; signal transduction; monoatomic ion transmembrane transport
Cellular component (GO): synapse; GABA-A receptor complex; dendrite membrane
Molecular function (GO): GABA-A receptor activity; inhibitory extracellular ligand-gated monoatomic ion channel activity; GABA-gated chloride ion channel activity
Source: RefSeq, a predicted model, not a curated record